Prinia subflava (tawny-flanked prinia) is the source of this 5940-nucleotide messenger RNA. RefSeq names its product non-SMC condensin II complex subunit D3 (gene NCAPD3). Bases 58 to 4548 code for a protein of 1496 amino acids. Gene Ontology annotation, molecular function: histone binding. Lineage: Eukaryota; Metazoa; Chordata; Aves; Passeriformes; Cisticolidae. Gene Ontology annotation, biological process: mitotic chromosome condensation; meiotic chromosome condensation. The transcript has 35 exons. Gene Ontology annotation, cellular component: condensin complex; condensed chromosome, centromeric region. The record is from RefSeq and is a predicted model, not a curated record.
CCGCGGGCGCGCCCGCCAUUGGCGCGUUCGAAGGCGGGCGGCGGCGGCGGCGGCGCGAUGGCGGCGGAGCGGCUGCGGAGCGCGCUCGACGGGUGGCGGCUGCGCGACCUGGCCGCAGUGUGGGUGGACGCGGUGUGGGAUCUGGAUUUCACGGAGACCGAGCCCCUGGAUGCCUGGAUAGCCGAGGAGAUCACGGCCGAUGGGCUCGACGCCUUCACCCGCCUGUACCGCACCCUGGCGCCCUUUGCUGCCGGCGGCCAGGAGAGCACAGAGAAUGUCUGGACCUUGUUUGCCGAGAGCAGCCUGUCCCACCAGGCGCUGGUGGCCGUGCUGCAUCACUUUGUGCACGUGGGCCAGCACAGGAGAGCCAACGUGCAGCAGAGGGUGUUUGGUGUGCACUCAGCUGGGCUGUACCUGCUGCUGCUGGAGAUCCCAGGCAGCAUAGCCAACCAGGUGUUCCACCAAGUGAUGUUCGAUAAAUGUCUUCACUCCCUGACAAAAUGCUGGCCUCAGGAGCUGAGGAAAAGGAAGAAGGGGCAAGCUCAAAGCUCUCAGCCCAAUGCCAGAAGGAACAGAAAGAAAGGGAAACCAUGCAGGAAUGACAAGUCCAAUAGGGAAGAGAUGUUGGAUGAGGAGGAGGAAGAGGAUGGUGAGAAUGUUUACUUCUCAACAGAAGAGCUCCUCCAAGUCCGCGAUGCCAUCUUCCUCCUGUUGAAAAACUUCCUGAGGCUCCUGCCCAAGUUCUCCCUGAAGGAAAGGCCUCAGUGCAUGCAGAACUGCCUGCAGGUCUUUGUUGAGAUGACCAGCUUUGAGCCAGUGCUCCACGAGUUCAAGUUUUCAGCAGCAAUGGAUGUUAAUAAAGCCAAGUACAUUCCUGAGCUGGCCUAUUAUGGACUCCACUUACUGUGUUCCCCUCUCCACGGCACAGAAGAUAAGAGCCUUCGCUGUGUGUUCCAGAGGCUCCUCAAUGUCAUUCUGAUGGUGGAGAGCAGAGGGGGCUCCAGGUUUGAGGCCCUUCCCAUCACAUCAGCCGUGACCAGCGCCAGGAACCAGGCUGUGAAAUUCAUCAGUUCUCUGGUGGAUGAGCUGAAGGAAGCUGUUUAUCCUGUUCUGCGAAUAUUGCUCCAACAUAUCUGUACCAAGGUCCCAGACAAGGCUGAUUAUCGCACCUACGCUGCCCAGGCCCUGGUGACCCUGCUGGACAAACUCCCUUGUGCAGAGUUCGCUGAAUUCAUCGCCUGGCUUUAUAAAUACUCACUCACCAAACAGGUUUGCUACAGAGUGUUUGCUCUUGAUGUAGCCCUGGCUUUGUUGGAGCUGCCAGAGAGGAACCCAAGCAGCUCCUUGUCCCUGGAUCAACAGAAUUUCCUAAAGCACAAGUUUUUAGUGCAGGUCAUGGUGUUUGGCCGGUGCUCAGACAAAGCCCCUGUGGUCCGCAGCAAAGCUCUCAGCAGCUUUGCCCAUUGUCUCGAGAUGAAAGGUGCUGCUACCCUGGAGGGCAUUCAGGACUUACUACAGAGCUCCUCUGUCCGCACAGUGUUGGAAGGAAACACAAACACUGCGAGUGUGACAGUCAGUACAGAAGGUAUAGAGUCAUUCUUUUCCACUGUGUCCAGCCAGCCACUGAAGACCUUACCAACUUUCAGAACUAUCGAGCUGACAGACAGCAGUGACACUGCUGGGCCUGAUGGAAAAGAAGUCAUGGCCAUGCUGAGAAUGAGAGCUGGAGAUGAGAAAACCAACGUGAGGAAAUCUGCUCUGCAGGUGCUGGUGAGCGUGCUGAGGCACGGGGCAGUGCUGUGCACGGCUGAGGACCUGUGUGUGCUGCAGGAGCGCUGCCGGGACCCCGCGGUGUCGGUGCGGAAGCAGGCGCUGCUCUCCAUCACCGAGCUGCUCCUGUCUCAGCACAGCAAUGUCCUGGUGCAGAAGGCCUGGUUGAAGGGAGUGGUGCCCGUGGUGAUGGAUGCAGAAAACUCUGUCCAAGAAAAGGCCUUGGACUGCCUUGAUCAGCUCCUGCUGCAACACAUAAAACCUUACAAUAAAUCCAGGAGUGGUGAUGAGAGGCAGCAGCUGGCGUGGGACCUGCUCUCCCUGUUGUGUUCAGAAAGCCAGGAGCUGAGCCGUUACCUGAGCAAAGCCUUCCUCAUGUGGUCCAAGCAGCAAAAGUUCACCUCCAGUUUUGUCAGCAGUGUCAUGUCUCACGUGGAGACAGAGCACUCCAGGCCAGCCUGGAUGCUGCUCGCCAAGGUGGCAGGUUCUUCCCCCAAGCUGGAUUAUUCCAAGAUCAUUGAAUCCUGGGACAGUGUCAGCAGGCAGCAGAACACGAGCAGUGGCACCGUGGGACACGUCCUGUGUGUCAUCGGGCACGUGGCAAAGCACCUCCCCAGGGGCAGCUGUGAGGGGCUCAAAGAGAACAUCCAGAGGUGGCUGAAGGAGUCCUGGUGUCCCCUGGAGGUGAUCAGCCCUGCCGUGGAGACCCUGCAGAAGCUCUGCCAGGCCUCUGCAGCUGCACCAGAGCAGGCACAGGAGCAGAUCAACCAGGUGUGUGGAGAUUUGGUUUCCACCUGUGAGAGCUACAUCUCCAAUAUAGUCCUCAAAGAGGAUGGAGCAGGGCAGCUGCAGGAAGACCCCUUGGUGAGACACCUCUUCCUGCUGGGCGAGGCUGCCCAGCUGUGCCCAGCCAAGGUGGACAAACACAUCUUCCUGCUGGUGCAGUCCAUCCUGGCCUCUGGCAGCGAGGACCAACUGUCUGCCUGCACAGACAGUGAGGACAUUCCCAGUUCCCAGCCGCUGUCCCAGUUCAGAGGCUCGGCCAUGCCCUCCGUGGUCAGGGCUCACGCACUCAUCACUCUGGGGAAGCUGUGCCUGCAGCACGAGGAGCUGGCCAAGCGCUGCAUCGCGGCGGUGGCGCGGGAGCUGCAGCUGUCCCCGGCGGUGGCGCUGCGCAGCAACGCUGCCAUGGUGCUGUGUGACCUGUGCGUGCGCUACACCUCGCUGGGGGACAGAUACGUGCCCAACAUCUCCCUGUGCCUGCGGGACCCCCACCCCUUCAUCCGCAGGCACACCCUGAUCCUGCUCACCAGCCUGCUGCAGGAGGAGUUUGUGAAAUGGAAGGAUUGUCUCUUCUUUCGGUUCGUCAGUGUCCUGGUGGAUCCCAACCCAGAUAUUGCCAGGUUUGCAGAGUUCUGCCUGGUGCAUCUCUUGCUGAAGAGGAACCCCGUGAUGUUCUCCCAGCACUUCAUCGAGUGCAUCUUCCAUUUCAACAGCUACGAGAAACAUCACAAGUACAACAGGUUCCCCCAGAGCCCGCAGGAGAAGCAGCUCUUCUCUCUGAAGGGGAAGGAGAACAAGGAGAAGAGGAUGAGGAUCUACACCUUCCUGCUGGACCAUUUCACGGAUGAGCAGAGGUUCAGCAUCACCACCAAGAUCAGCCACAACAUUCUAGCCUGCUUUGUGGAUGAGGUCCUUCCUUUGGACCUGGAAGGCAGUGAGCUGCUCUCUGAUACAUUUGCAGUCCUCAGCUGCAAAGAAAUCAAGCUCUCAAGUAUGAGGUCCAAACCUGAGGAAGACAUUCAGCCUGAUGAAGAUGAGAUGGCCAUGGCCAAUGCUGUCAUGCAGGUGGCCCAGAAAAAGCUCAUCUCACAGGUUCAAAAGAAGAAUUUCAUCGAAAACAUCAUCCCAAUAAUCACAUCACUCAAGUCCUUGAUGGAGCAGAAGAGGAGCCCAGCUCUCAAGGACCUGAUGAACUGCCUGCGGGAAAUGAUGCAAGAUUACCGAAACGAAAUCAAAGACUUCUUUGCUGUGGACAAGCAGCUGGCGGCCGAGCUGGAGUAUGACAUGAAGAAAUAUGAAGAGCAGCUGGCCAGGGAGAAGGAGUCAGACCAGGAGCAGCUCUCAGCAGCCCACGGGGAGGUGCAAUCUCCAUCUCUGGAGAGAGCUGCAUCUCCUGGUGGCCAGAGCAAUCACAAUGCUCAGUCCUCUGUGAGUGGGAGGCCGUCCACCCCCGGCUCCAUCCCUCCCUCUGCCCCCUCUGGGUUUGCCACUCCUCGUGCUGAUGCUCUGAAGCAGCCACCACUGGCUCGCAGGGCAGCAUCCCUGAGCACGCUGGCCAUCCUGAACUCCGCCAGGAAGGCGCUGGAGGACAGGAGCAAGCAGCGCAGCAAGAGCAUGGGCAGGAGCCUGGCAGCUCCCUCUGAGGCACCCAGCUCAGCUGGCAGCCAGCAAGUGUCCUUCCAGAGCCUGAACCAACAGUCCAGUGGAGAAAACGUGGCCGUGGCGGGGCGAGCGAUCAGCACCCCGGAGCAGACCAUUAACGACUUGACUUUUGGUGCUGGGGUCAGUUACAUCAGCUUGACGCACACACCCGGUUCAGCUCCAGUGAAGAAGGGCGCUGAGGACGGGCCAAGGGAUAUCAUCUGUUUGACAUCGCCGGAGAAACCCCCGUGCCGGCCUCGGGAGUGGAAGGUGGAAUCCCCAGCCCGGAGGAGCAGCAGGGCCGUGCCCCUGCGCCGCUCACAGCGCAGAACACCACUGAGGACAGAGAGCUGAGCCCACCUGGGCUGCUCACGGAGCCAGCACGCAGCCUCAGAGUGCCCCAGCCCUCUGCAGUCACACCUGGAUGUCACAUCCUUCCUCACCUGUUCCGAGCUGGCUUUUCCCCAGGAUUGUCCUGGAGACGGGCAAAGCCUGCGUUAGCACACGGGUGGGUUCUGAGUGCUGCUCUCAGCAGAGCUCACUGGAGGGCUCAGAGCUGCACUAUAAAAGGAGAGGUGGCUUUUUACUCUCAGGAUGUGUAAUUUGUCCAUUUGGAAAAGUGAGGGCCUAAUGUUGCCACAAGCUUGGCAAUAAAUGCAUUUAUCACAGCUUGCAGGGCAGUGAGUGGCUGGGUUUGCUCACCCAAUCCCUCAUUGUCCCUCUUGGUUAUAUAAUAGAGUUGCUUUAAUUUGAACAAAGGUAAAACAGCUUGGCACUGCCACACCCCUAAAUCUGGUAAUUGCACGCUACAUCACCUCUUAUUUGUUGUGCAAACUCCUGUGUGUAUGAACAGCCUUAAUGUUCUUUUUAUAUGGAAUAUUUCCAUUCUUGAACUAUGUUAUUUCCAACUAUUAGCAUUUGAUGAAAAUAAAUGGUUGCUGAAUUAAUUCCACCCACGGCGUCUCCCCUUUUCUUCAGCUGACAGAGAAAUGAUUUUUUUUUCCCCUGUAUAUUUCUACAGCCUCUUAGUCUCUUCUACCACAUCACUGGUAUCUUGGGCCCUCAGUUCAAUUCAUGUUGGGCCUAGCAGCUUUUAAAUAGAGAUUUUGACAUGACUGCAAGCAGGGUAUGAGUGACUCAGACAAGGUGGGUAAGUGCUCUGUGUUUAUCAGAAAUAUCCUGGGUAAAUCUGACCCUUCCCUGGUCUCCCUGAGGGCCACAUGCACCUCACUGAAGUUUUUGUGAUGUUAACUUUGAUCACAGAGCUCAUGGCCUGGAUUUCACUGGAGCUUGGAGCUGGGGUGUGUUUUAUUCCUGCUGGUUUGCCCAGCUCAGACACGAGCCCCAGGCACGGGGCAGGGUUUGCUCAGGAGUGGGAACAGAGGCAGUGCCUCCUGCACUGGAAUCCCAUCACUGCCUCCACUUUCCCUACUCUCUUUUGAAGAUCUGAGGGACCUUCAAGUGAGGUUAAACUUUAUUCUCAAAUUCAAAGUCAGAGAACAGAGGAUGUAUGGAAUGGCCUUGGCUUAAGCGAUGGUCAGCUAUGGCCAAACCAUUUAUUUUUGUACCUUCUCUCCUGCCUUAAGCUAUUAUUUAACCACUCUGAAUGGUAAAUUGGGAUAGUUUAUUUCCUACCUAUGUUUAGUCUUCGGGCAGUAUCUGAGAUGAGUCCUGUGAGUUUUAACCUGUCUUCUCCAGAGGAGAACCACGAACAAAUGUCCAAGAAUAAACUGAUAAACAGGACUU